UUCACGUCGCCAAUUCGAUAAUUCUACAUACACCAACAUUCCAACAAUCUGCCAUUCAUCCCCAUUAUCCGUAUUGACACAGCCUUACUCGUACCUUGGCUAUUAGUCGAUAAAUAAAACGUGAAAGGGUUCAAAUAGAGCUUUAUAAACCCGAGAAUAUUCCCCUCCCAACUCAGGGCGGCGCCUUUUGUGAUUAAUAAAUCGCCCCCAAUAACUACCGCUUAUCAACCAAACCCCUUCAACACGCCUCGAAACGAUUCCGAAUCUCUCCUAGACAUAUUCCUGGCUGUGACAGCCGCCCGCCAGCAAGAUGUCGGGACUGUUUGGAAGCAGCGCUUCGGCAUCAACAACUUCUAACACAAUUGGCGAUCUGAAGAACGACGUUCCGGUGUCGAACCCGCCCGAAGAUACAGUCUCCGACCUCGCCUUUUCCCCCACCCAAGACAUCCUCGCAGUAUCCAGUUGGGACAAGAAAGUCCGCAUAUACCAGAUCGCUUCCAAUGGCUCUAGUGAAGGGAAGCAUAUGUAUGAGCACGAGGCCCCUGUUCUCAGCGUAGAUUUUUCCAAGGACGGCAACAAACUCGCAUCGGCGGGCGCGGAUAAGCAGGCCAAGGUAUGCGACCUGCAGACGCUACAGACAGCGCAAGUAGCCGCGCACGAGCAGACGGUGCGGUGCGCGCGCUUCUUCGAGUCGCCGAACUCCAACGGCCCAAUGCUGGUGACAGGGUCGUGGGACAAGACCGUCAAGUACUGGGAUCUGCGGCAGAGCACCCCGGUCGGCAGCGUGACGUGCCAGGAGCGUGUGUACUCCAUGGAUGUCCGCAACUCGCUGCUAGUCAUCGGCACCGCGGACCGCUACAUCAAUGUCGUUAACUUACAGGACCCCCUCAAGUUCUACAAGACUUUACAAAGCCCGUUGAAGUGGCAGACGCGAGUCGUUAGUUGUUUUACCGACGCCACCGGUUUUGCUAUUGGCAGUAUCGAGGGUCGUUGCGCCAUUCAGUAUGUGGAAGACAAGGACUCGGGAUCUAACUUCUCCUUUAAAUGCCAUCGCGACCCGCCGCAGGGCAACACGACACAAGUGUACUCGGUGAACGAUAUCUCGUUCCACCCACAACACGGCACGUUCUCGACGGCCGGCAGCGACGGUACGUUCCACUUCUGGGACAAGGACGCUAAGCACCGGCUUAAGGGGUACCCGACGGUGGGCGGUAGCAUCACGGCGACGACGUUCAACUCCGGGGGCACCAUCUUCGCGUACGCCGUCGGCUACGACUGGAGCAAGGGCUACAUGGCGAACAACCAGAACUUCCCCAACAAAGUCAUGCUCCACCCCAUCCAGGGCGACGAGUGCAAACCCCGGCCCAGCGUCAAGAAGCGGUAGAACAGCCGUGCCGCGGGCCGGAAGGCUAGGGAAAAUGCAAACUUGGACGAGGAUGGGGAUACUAUCAUGACUCUUGCUUCCCGGGCGGGGAUCGCGGACCAUGAGGAGACUGGGACGACAAGGCCAAACCGCACUUCGGUUUGGUCGCUUUGUAACUAGGUUCCUUUGCUUAGCAUGCACAAUUCACGCGCGGGUUUUAACUGGAAGCAAGACAUGGAGGCUUUGUAGCAGUUGUCGAGGUUAAUUAACCACGCUACUUCGCCGAAAUGAAAGACAAUCGGAACCAAUAUGCAACGCUUUUUUUGGAGUAAUGGGAGGGAGGUAAAAGGGAUAUCCUAUUACUAUUAUUUCUUGGGUGCAUUAGUUCGUAGAUUCGUAGCUCGCCGAGUACUACCUAUUGCUUUAGUUAAGUUUUUACUUGGUUUUCCA
Annulohypoxylon maeteangense is the source of this 1813-nucleotide messenger RNA. Its product is annotated as WD40 repeat-like protein. Lineage: Eukaryota; Fungi; Ascomycota; Sordariomycetes; Xylariales; Hypoxylaceae. The transcript has 3 exons. Gene Ontology annotation, cellular component: nuclear pore. Gene Ontology annotation, molecular function: RNA binding; ubiquitin binding. The record is from RefSeq and is a predicted model, not a curated record. Bases 311 to 1384 code for a protein of 357 amino acids. Gene Ontology annotation, biological process: RNA export from nucleus; transcription-dependent tethering of RNA polymerase II gene DNA at nuclear periphery.